AUGACGACCCGCGUGCUGCUCAUCGACAACUACGAUUCAUUUACUUACAACAUCUUCCAAUAUAUGGCUCAGCUCGGUGCAGAUGUGGAGGUAAAACGCAACGACCAAAUUACGCUUGAUGAGAUCCGCAAGAUGAACCCAGACCGCAUUAUGAUUUCGCCAGGACCAGGGUAUCCCAAAGACGCGGGUAUUUCGUGUGAUGUGAUUCGCGAGUUUGCAGGGAAAAUACCCUUGGCUGGCGUGUGUUUGGGCCAUCAAUGCAUGUUUGAAGUCUUCGGUGGCAAAGUGGAUCACGCUGGCGAGAUCGUGCAUGGUAAGGCUUCGGUCAUUAUGCACGACGGUAAGGGUUUAUUAAAGGGAAUGGCUCCCGAAUUCAAGGCUAUUCGCUACCACUCACUUGUGGGGCUGCCUGAGACCCUGCCUGACGUGCUUGAGGUGACAGCCACUGUCAAAGGCACCAACAUGAUCAUGGGCGUGCGACACAAGAUGCACAAAGUUGAAGGCUGGCAGUUUCAUCCAGAGAGCAUUCUUACUCAUGAUGGUCUCAAGCUCAUUCAAAAUUUUUUAGACAUGUGA
Plasmopara halstedii is the source of this 576-nucleotide messenger RNA. RefSeq names its product anthranilate synthase component 2. The record is from RefSeq and is a predicted model, not a curated record. NCBI's taxonomy places the organism in Eukaryota, Oomycota, Peronosporomycetes, Peronosporales, Peronosporaceae. Gene Ontology annotation, cellular component: cytosol. The transcript has 2 exons. Gene Ontology annotation, biological process: L-tryptophan biosynthetic process. The coding region runs from base 1 to 576 and encodes 191 amino acids.